UCCAAAUCGCCUUUACUAUUAAACCAGUCAAAAGGUGUCUGUUUAGCCUGCGAAUCCUGUGAGCCGGAUAAAAAUGCGAAAUUAAUGGGAAAGACAGCACAGACUGCGUGUCCGUGCGCUUGGUUCACCUAAUCAAAUGCCCUGCCUGCACCCUGUUGUGCUGUACCUUCAGAGGAGAGGAGGAAGACGCAGAGAGAGAGAGUCGGUUGACGGAGCCGACCGGAGCGCACACACCACGUUCAGCAGCUGGAUCCAGCACCACUGCAGCCACGACGACUACCAGAAGACCGCCGACUGGCUCCUGUCGCAGACCCAGCACCGGCCCAAAGUGGCCAUCAUAUGCGGCUCGGGGCUGGGCAUGCUGGCCGACGCCCUCAAGCUGCAGGACUCCUUCCACUACGCAGACAUCCCCGGGUUCCCACAGAGCACCGUGCAGGGACACGCAGGGAGGCUGGUGUUCGGAGAGCUCAAAGGGAAGACGUGCGUGUGCAUGCAGGGGCGGUUCCACAUGUACGAGGGGCACUCGCUCAGCAAGGUGACCUUCCCGGUGCGGGUCUUCAAGCUGCUGGGGGUGGAGACGCUGAUCGUCACCAACGCCGCCGGCGCCCUGGCGGACGGCUACUGCAACGGCGACAUCAUGAUCAUCCGCGACCACAUCAACCUGCCGGGCCUCGCCGGGCUCAACCCGCUCAACGGGCCCAACGACGACAAGUUCGGCCCUCGUUUCCCCCCCAUGUCUGGCGUCUACGACCAAGACCUGCGCCGUCUGGCCAAAGACAUCUGCAAGAGCCUGGGCUUCUCACAGUUUCUGCAGGAGGGUGUGUACUGCAUGGUGGGCGGGCCUAACUUCGAGAGUAUCGCAGAGGCGCGUUUCCUGCACAAACUCGGGGCUGACGCUGUGGGUAUGAGCACGGCGCCUGAGGUCGUGGUGGCCAGCCACUGCGGCAUGAAGGUGUUCGGCCUCUCCCUCAUCACCAACAAGGUGGUGAAGGACUACGAGGACACGGAGAAGGUGAACCACGAGGGCGUCCUGGGCGUCAGCAAGAUGCGCUCGGAAACCCUGCAGACCCUGGUCACCGAGCUGGUGAGCCGGCUGGACAUCAACAACAACACCGCGUGAGCCACAGCCGCCGCGCUCGGGCGACCGACAGCUCCGUCUCCUAGACGACUGACCCCGCCCCCACCCGCCCCACCUGGAUGACUGACUCCUCCCACAACUGGACAGCUGACCCCUCCCUCUCAACCCAGAAAGUCUACAGGCUCUUAAACGCAUUUCAAGUCAAGUGGCCCCUAUUUGUUGCCCAAAGCUGUAGGUCAUGAUUUUUUAUAUAUCACCUUGAAAUCAUUCCUUUUCCGCUGUAAGAAAACUAUUAUAUUUAUGUUUAUUUUUUGUCCUGUGUAAUAUUGUGGAAAUAAUAUAUAUUUCUUCCCAAGUGUGAAGUAUUUCUCAAUGUAAAAUAUUAUGGACAGUAUGAACAUGUCUUCAAAAUGGGUGCAAUGUCAAAACAUGCUUUUCUGUGCAAUUCCACAUAUUGGUAUCCAGUUCUAACACCUCCUAUUUGCGCACAUUCGUGUGUUCAAGAUCAAGAAUAAAGAUCAGUGCAUUUCUCAUUGUGGCACAUCUGCAACGGUAAUAUCAGCCAAGCUAACCCUGUAUGGUACGUUCUGUUUGCUGUAAAAUAUGAGAAAAUUUGUUUGGUUUUUUGUUUUGUAAAAGUGGUCACGUGGUUGGGAAAUUGUGAGAACAACAUGACAAUUUCCCACGUAUAAAUAAUAGAACAUAUAUAUUUAUGGCUUGUAUGGCACUUUAAUGCUGUAUUUAUGAUACGAUGUUCUUAUUUGUGUACAUUAUUAGAGCUGAUCUCUUUGAAAGUUUAAUCAUCCUGUGUGAAGGCCCUGAUAGCAUCUUUUGAUUAAUAAAUUAUUUACGACAGUAAAGAGUUGUGUUCAUUUCACAGACUGGAUAUGAAGGAUGAAUGGUGCAGUAUGAAAUAAGGGAGUGUACACAGAACUGAUCCUUCUGAUGAAAUUAAACAGCAUUGCUCUUUGCUCCGCUUCUGUAGCUCAACACCCAUUGUAAAACAUGAAAUACCAUUUUCAGUUUUGUGUUUUUGGUUUAUAUGUACUUCUCUGUCUUUGAAUGGCGCUCUCAAUGUUUACUGAAGAGCUAGUAACUAAAUUGUAGUUACUAACAUUUUACCUAAAUAUUCAUGAUUAAACAAACAACGUUUAUGUAUGUCUGGAACAAUUCCUGGAAACAUUUUUGUUUUAUACUUUUUAGCUGAUUUAGCUGAUGCCUUAGUUUGUAUUGAAAUGCAUUUUUCCUGCAGUAUUGAAAAACUGUACAUGACAAAUUAACACUUGUGCAUCUUUCAAAAUACAGAAUACAGACAAUACUACCAAAAAUGACACAUAGAUAAACCUCCCAAAACUGCUAGAAAAAAAUGCUUUCAAAUAUGGGAACUGUAUGUUUUCUGAAUUGUUAAAAACCUGUUCAUUUAUGUUCAGAACCACUGCACCAUGUUAAAAUAAAUGUUUCCUAAGGUAGGGUUGACCAAACCUGAACCUUGCCUCGGA
Molecule: messenger RNA, 2577 nt
Organism: Anguilla anguilla (European eel)
Lineage: Eukaryota; Metazoa; Chordata; Actinopteri; Anguilliformes; Anguillidae
Gene: pnp4a
Product: purine nucleoside phosphorylase 4a
Exons: 7
Coding region: 137-1120 (327 amino acids)
Biological process (GO): nucleoside metabolic process
Cellular component (GO): cytoplasm
Molecular function (GO): purine-nucleoside phosphorylase activity
Source: RefSeq, a predicted model, not a curated record